CUCCAGUCUCGGAACACCUCACACAUGCCUCCCAAAGGAUGGAGAAAGGGCCAAACGGCCGGCCCCAGGCAGACUCUUGUCCUCGAUAACGGCGCAUAUACCAUCAAAGCUGGACUGGUGACGACCGGCCCCUCCUCAAAACCUACCUACGACGACUGCCACAUCUCUCCCAAUUGCAUCGCGCGCAGCACGCGCGACAAGCGCACGUAUAUAUCCUCGGACCUGGAUGAGUGCAGGGACUUUGGAGAGUUGGCGUUUCGGCGUCCCGUCGAGAAGGGCUUCAUUGUGAAUUGGGAGUCGGAGAAGGCGAUCUGGGAGCAUGAGUUUAUGAAUGAGGGUAAGGGAGGGUUGAGGUGUGACCCUAAAGAGACGAAUCUGCUCUUGACUGAGAAGCCGAAUUGUCCAAAGGAGUUGCAGAAGAAUUGCGAUGAGAUCGUGUUUGAGCAGUUUGAGUUUGCCUCGUAUUAUCGGAGUGUCGGUGCAACUUUCAAUGCCUGGCACCCUUCGUCACUCCUCUCCCUUCCUCAGGAGUGUCUCCUCAUAAUAGACACCUCCUACUCCGACACCACCAUACUACCUAUAUACUUCGGGCAGCUUCUCCAAACCGCAGUCAGGCGUCUCACAGUGGGCGGCAAACUGCUCACGAACUACCUCAAGGAGCUGUCGUCUCUCCGACAUUAUAACAUGAUGGAGGAGACGUAUCUCCUGAACGAAAUCAAGGAGGCCGUAUCAUUCGUUGCACCAUCAUCAGAGCAGUUCGCAAAAGAUCUGGAACGGACAUGGAAGGGUCGAGUAGGCGACAAGAGGACUCUCGAUCCGAGCAUAGUGGUCGAUUAUGUCUUACCGGACUAUGAGCAAUCCAUACACGGGUACGCACGACCUCACGACCCGGAGAAAUACAGAAUGCGCCGCGGUCUGCAGCCUCAGCAAGGGCCGAGAGAAGAUUUGCUUCCCCUAGGAAAUGAGCGCUUUGCAGUACCGGAACUGCUGUUCAGUCCAACCGACAUUGGCCUCCAGGAGGCAGGGAUCCCAGAAGCAGUCAUGCAGUCUCUCAGUGUUUUACCGGAAACAUUGAGAGUGGGACUGCUGUCGAAUAUCGUGGUCGUGGGAGGGAAUUCGCUCAUUGAAGGCUUCAUGGAGAGACUGGAGUCGGAACUACGCGUGCUUGUGCCUGCGGAAUAUGCGAUGAGUUUGCGGAGAGGAGAGGACCCGAUCAAGCAUACUUGGCUGGGGGCCGCGAGGUUUGCGAGUCAACCGGAGCUGCUAAAGCAGGUGCUGGUCAGUAAGGCGGAGUAUGAUGAGAAUGGCUCCGGAUGGUUAGGAAGGAAGUUUGCGGGGGAGAUAUGAAAGGGUUGGAUUUACUCAUGCUGGAGCAAGACGCUCAAGAGCGGAAGAUCGGGCCUAGUGAUGCUGAAAGCAAGACUCAUGAUCGAUGACUUGGGCUUUACUAAUGAUCAAAGACUGGUUUCAUGUCAUUAUUCUCUGUAUCUUUUCCGCU
Messenger RNA from Westerdykella ornata, 1498 nucleotides. Its product is annotated as Actin/actin-like protein. Gene Ontology annotation, molecular function: nucleosome binding. Lineage: Eukaryota; Fungi; Ascomycota; Dothideomycetes; Pleosporales; Sporormiaceae. Gene Ontology annotation, cellular component: Swr1 complex. The transcript has 3 exons. Bases 25 to 1347 code for a protein of 440 amino acids. The record is from RefSeq and is a predicted model, not a curated record.